Molecule: messenger RNA, 2149 nt
Organism: Gadus morhua (Atlantic cod)
Lineage: Eukaryota; Metazoa; Chordata; Actinopteri; Gadiformes; Gadidae
Gene: mmd
Product: monocyte to macrophage differentiation-associated
Exons: 7
Coding region: 47-826 (259 amino acids)
Cellular component (GO): membrane
Molecular function (GO): pore-forming activity
Source: RefSeq, a predicted model, not a curated record
GCGCUUUCUCAAAGACUUACUCACUUCUGUACCGGACUCUGUGGCCAUGUUGUGGGAACCUGUUUGUGGUUGUCAGCGGUUGUUGGUUGUUUGUUUACUGCGAGGGAGCAGCCCGCCGCUCGACCCAAGGAGGUUUAUGAACCACAGGGCGUCCGCAAACUGCCGCUACCAGCCGACCUGCUACGAGCAUGCUGCCAACUGCUACACACACGCGCUGCUGGUGGUGCCGGCGUUUUUGGGCAUGGCGCUGCUGCACCGCCAGGCGGACGAUGGCUGGCAGCGUCUGACGGCAGUGGUUUAUGGCCUGGGCCUCAUUGCCCUCUUCCUCGUCUCCUCCGUCUUCCACAUCAUCUCCUGGAAGAAAAGCCACAUGAGGUCUGUGGAACACUGCUUCCACAUGUGUGACCGAGUUGUGAUCUACUUCUUCAUCGCUGCCUCCUACACCCCCUGGUUGAACCUCAGGGAGCUGGGUCCGCUAGCCUCUCACAUGCGCUGGUUCGUUUGGUUCAUGGCCGCCGCAGGGAGCGUCUACGUGUUCAACUUCCACGAGAGGUAUAAGUUGGUAGAGCUGGCCUUCUAUCUCACCAUGGGCUUCCUCCCGGCAUCUGCCGUCACCUCUAUGACCAACACAGAGGGCCUCCCGGAGCUGGCUGUGGGCGGGCUCCUUUACUGCCUGGGCGUGUUCUUCUUCAAGUCGGACGGCAUCAUCCCCUUCGCCCACGCCAUCUGGCACAUCUUUGUAGCCCUGGCCGCCGCCGUGCACUUCUACGCCAUAUGGAAGUACCUGUACCGCCCCCCCGGCCUGCCCUCGGACCCACAGUCCUGACCCCUUACCCAGCGUCACAAAAUAAAAGUCCUCUGGUUUACAAAACAAGGGUCCAAGUUUACAUGGACGACUCCCCCUUGGUGACCACUUUCUAAACGACUUUAAAGCUCCUUUUUUUCCAAACCGUUUCUACGAGUCUUUCCAUGAACCCGGACCAACUAUGAAGACCAAGACCAAUGUGAUCAUCCUGUUGGGCUGUGUUUAUAAUGGGCCCAGUGCACUUGAACCGAGACCACAUUCCACACGAACAUCUCUUUAGCCCACCUCUCCUUGAAAACCUCAGGCAGCCAUUUUAACUUGGUGAUUUGAACCCCAAGGUGGAGGGAUUUGUAGUUUUUCUUUCCUACUAGGUACUUCAGACGCUCACUGGAAGUAGCACAAGUGUGUGGUCGCAAUGACCGGAAUGGCUUUUGAACUUUUGGGAUGAAAAUAUAACCCCAAUGCACCUACCCAACCGAGCUCCUGUGACACUAAACCUUCUGAACCGGUCUGCACUGGUUUAGAUAUGUCAGAAUCAGUUUGAACCUGUCCAAACUAGUUCGAACACUUCUAAAUCGGUUAACACCAGUUCAUGCGACUGGUUUGCAAUGUUUUAGAACGGAAUGACACUUGUCAUCUUGAUGCGAUCGGAGGUGCCAGUAAAGCAGAUAUUUUGUGUACAUUUCUGUAAAUAUUCAGCACACCAUUCACUAGGUUGGAGUCAGUCGGGCAGCAGGCUGACACAUGGGGUUUCUAUCAGGGCUGGUAGGUGACAGUCUAGGAUGUCAGCCUCUCUGUUAGCUCCAUUGAGGGAGUAGAUACCUCUGUAACAUGAUCCACAGGAAGUAUUGGUUACUAACAGGAUGUCAUCUCCAGCCCUCAUUUCUAAAGGAUGAGUUACUAAUUGUUCCUCAGAAGAAUAGAUCGCUAGUGUCUAGGUGUUUUGUGUGAGAUGAGUGUUGCCACUAUACUUUAAAUUGACUACUUUUUUCCAGAACGUUUGCUACAUGAACUGUGCCACUUGAUGAACGAGAUAGACUGCUGUGGUAUUUUUAAGAUGCUUUCAAAUGAACAAACGUAAAAUCCCCUUCAACAGGGUGCGACAAGUGAACCGAUCAAUAUUAUCUGAGGAUUCCGGGAUGUGUGUGCGUGUCUUUACGUUGUAGUCUGAAUGCUUUGGUAUUUUUGAAUCGUGGCUUGUACCCUCAGUCCUUAACCACUGACUUUGGGAAUGCUCAGUAUUUCUGCAUCACAUUGUCAUGACGAUGACGCGGUGCUGCAGACCCUGGAUGUAUCCCCACCACACUGACUUUGUAUUGUGACAUUAAAUAAUGUAAGAUCAAA